Caenorhabditis angaria is the source of this 273-nucleotide messenger RNA. The record is from the annotation of a GenBank genome assembly. Lineage: Eukaryota; Metazoa; Nematoda; Chromadorea; Rhabditida; Rhabditidae.
AUGACCCUAGCUGUAUAUACAAUUUUCCAAUCGAUUUCAAACAGUUUGUCUGCCACUAAUCGCUUCAACUCAUUCCUCAACGACUACUUCAAUGGUUUCCAACAUCGUUCUUUGGCCAACAAAACCAACUUCAACUUUGCCAACGAAUUCGAAGACAUUGAAAACAACGAGAAUCAAUUUGCUGUUGAUUUGGAUGUUCGCCAUUAUUUGAAACCAGAAGAAUUGAAUGUCAAUUUGAAUGGACACUCCAACUUGGAUUUUUGCGAAAUUUGA